Molecule: messenger RNA, 1631 nt
Organism: Tigriopus californicus
Lineage: Eukaryota; Metazoa; Arthropoda; Copepoda; Harpacticoida; Harpacticidae
Product: phosphoribosyl pyrophosphate synthase-associated protein 1-like
Exons: 7
Coding region: 399-1463 (354 amino acids)
Biological process (GO): 5-phosphoribose 1-diphosphate biosynthetic process; purine nucleotide biosynthetic process
Cellular component (GO): cytoplasm; ribose phosphate diphosphokinase complex
Molecular function (GO): magnesium ion binding; ribose phosphate diphosphokinase activity
Source: RefSeq, a predicted model, not a curated record
GAGCGAGUACUCCAUAGCCUGAGCCUGGCAUGCGUAUGCAUUGAUGGAUGUACGUACGUACGAUCGUAGCGGGUCAAUCCAGCUCCACGAGCAUCAGCUUGCCAUUGGAGUUCAGGUGGUGGUUGAGGAUCUGUCUGUCGUCUUGUCCAUCACCAAACAAGUUUCAGUGCCCACUGAGCAAGCUGGCUUGUUCAUGAUUUGGGGCGCUCAUUGAUCCUGAGCAUCCACCUCGUUGUCAAGCGCAUUUGUUUCUGCCUCGAUCCUCGAUCGUGUUCUUCUUAAUCGGGCUGUGGAUCAACGAGCCAAUACUGUGUCUGUGUUUGUGUCUGGUCGGGUCGAGAUCGAUUUAACAAAGCCAUUGGAUCAAGAGGACGCAUUCAGCACAAUCGGAGGCCAUCAUGGAUCAACGUGGAAUGGUGAUUCUCUCGGGUAACUCCCAUCCCGAUUUGGCCAAGGACAUUGUCCGACAUCUGGAUGUGCGUCUGGGUUCCAGUUCGGUCUACCACAAGACCAAUCGCGAAACCAUGGUCGAGAUCCACGAAUCCGUGCGUGGCAAGGAUGUCUACAUCAUUCAGACGGGCACCAAAGAUGUGAAUGACAUGAUCAUGGAAACCUUGAUCACCAGCUACGCUUGCAAGACCUCCACGGCUCGUCGAAUCAUUGGCGUCAUCCCCUAUCUCCCGUACAGUACCCAAUGCAAAAUGUUUUCGCGCGGUGCGAUUACCUGCAAAUUAUUAGCUAAGAUGCUGACACAAGCGGGCAUCUCGCAUGUCAUCACGUUGGAUUUGCAUCAAAAAGAGAUCCAAGGGUUCUUUGAUUGUCCCGUGGACAACCUACGGGCAUCGCCCUUCUUGGUCCGAUAUAUCCAAGAGAGUAUACCCGAUUAUCGGAACGCCGUGAUUGUAGCUAAAAAUCCGUUGGCCGCUCGACGUGCCACAUCUUACGCUGAGCGAUUGCGGUUAGCUAUUGCCGUCAUUCAUGGAGAAGUCAAGGAUGGCGAUGAUGAGAUCGACGAACUCGAUGGGAGAGCCUCUCCACCCCCGGGAAUGGCCAAUCGAGUCACAACCGUUGGAGCAACCCUGCCCCCGUUGACGGCCAAGGAGAAGCCGCCCAUUAAUGUAGUGGGUGAUGUGGGUGGCAAGAUCGCAAUCAUGGUCGAUGACAUGAUCGACGAUGUGCAGGCAUUUGUGGAUGCCGCUUUUGUGUUAAAGGAACGUGGUGCUUACAAAAUCUAUGCACUAGCUACUCAUGGCAUCCUGUCCAAGGAGGCGCCCAGAUUAAUUGAAGAGUCGCACAUUGACGAAGUGGUGGUCACGAAUACCGUCCCUCAUGACCUGCAAAAGCUUCAAUGUCAUAAGAUCAAGACAGUGGACAUUUCCAUUUUGUUGGCUGAGGCCAUUCGACGGAUCCACAACAAGGAAAGCAUGUCUCAUCUGUUCCGUCACGUCACGUUGGAGGAUUAAACCAAGGAAUACAGCCAUGUCCCCAAGGAUCGAUUCGCCCAUGCUUGAGGUUGAUCCAAGACCUAAAACUCUGGCCUUGUGGAGGGGUGGGGCGUGCGUUUCGUCCUCUCCAACAAAUCGGAUAAAUUUUGAGUGUUUUGAAUGAAAUACAGAAAAUUAUUGUGAAUG